AUGAGCUCCCAGUGGGACUUUAUCAUUGUCGGAAGCGGACCGGCUGGCUGUGCAGUGGCUGCUGGACUAGCUCAUACAUCAAAGAAGCCGAAGGUACUGCUCCUCGAAGCCGGUGGCCGAAAUCAGGAGGAUAGCCUACGUGUCGAUGGUCAGCGAUGGACGACUUUCCACAACCCGGAGCUUAACUGGGGGUACAAGACUGUUCCGCAGCAGCACUGCAACAACCGCGAGCUUGAAUACCACCGCGGCCGGAUGCUGGGAGGCAGCAGUGCUAUCAACUUCAGCGCCUAUACUCGCGGCCCUCGUGAAGACUAUGACCGCUGGGCUGAGAAGGUAGGCGACGAGACGUUCCGAUGGGAGCAGAUGCUGCAGCGUUUCAAGCGGCUAGAAUCCUUCCACGGCGAGUUUCAACACGAAGAAUACUACAAGUAUGCCUCACCAUCGCCGUCAGACCAUGGUAGUCAUGGGCCCCUGCAUGUCGGGUACGCACGUGAGUGGGAGAAUGACCUUCCCCUCAUUAUGGACGGGCUGAUCGCGGCCGGUCUGGAGAGAAACCUGGAUCUCAAUUCGGGCAAUCCGCUUGGGAUUGGACUGGCAAGCAACACGGCCUAUCAAGGGCGUCGAUCCACAGCAGCGGAUCUGUUGUUGGACGCCCCGGAUAACCUGACGGUUCUUGCCCAGGCGGCCGUGCAGCGAGUCAUCCUCGAGGGGAAGAAGGUAAUCGGAGUGGAAUCAGGAGAACAUCGGUACUACGCUGCGAAAGAAGUCGUCCUCUGCGCCGGUACUCUCGACAACCCACGGAUCCUCAUGCACUCGGGCAUCGGUCCCCGGGACGAGCUCGCUAGGUUUCGAAUCCCCGUUCGACACGAUCUGCCGGCUGUUGGCAAGGGUCUGCGCGACCACCCUGCGUUUGCGAUAACUUUAGAGCGCAAAGCCGGCACCAACGACCGCAAUGCAUUCUUCAAGAACCCGGAUGCUAUGGCGGAGGCGCAGGAGCAGUGGGACAUGGAUAGGACAGGCCCCUGGGCACGCCAUUCAUGCCAGCUCGUAAUGGGAUUCCUCAAGAUGGACGACCGCCUAUUGGGAUCGAGCGAAUUCGCAUCCCUCCCAGCUGACGUGCAGGAGUUCCUGCAACGGCCCACAGUGCCACACUGGGAGCUGAUCGCGAACGCGCCUUUGCCUCAGUUCGCCCCGGGCCUAAUCACGGAUUUCGGCUCCGUCACCCUGCUGGCUAUCUUUAUGAACGAGCAGUCCGUCGGGGAGGUGCGCCUGCAAUCGUCGGACCCGAACGUGCCGCUGCUCUUCGACCCGCACUUCCUUGAGCACCCGUACGACCGCAAAGGCUGCGUCGAUAUGGUCCGCGAGCUACUGGCUCUGGUCCGCCACGAAGCGAUCGCCAAGGAUACCCUCUCGACCCUCGUCGGCCCCGCCUCCGACUCGGAGGCAGAUAUCCUCGAGUUCUGUCGAGCCACGGCCACCUCUGUGUGGCAUAUGACGGGUACGGUCGUGAUGGGCGCCGCGGGCGAUCCCAAGGCGGGCGUUGACUCGCACUUCCGUGUGUUGGGCCUGGAGGCCCUGCGAGUCGCGGAUAUGAGCGUCGUGCCUAUUCUGCCUAAUAACCACACGCAGAGCACGGCGUACGUGACGGGGAUGACGUGUGCGGACGUGAUGAUUGAGGAGUAUGGUUUGGACGUUUAG
Penicilliopsis zonata CBS 506.65 is the source of this 1698-nucleotide messenger RNA. RefSeq lists its product as hypothetical. The transcript has 3 exons. Gene Ontology annotation, molecular function: flavin adenine dinucleotide binding; oxidoreductase activity, acting on CH-OH group of donors. The record is from RefSeq and is a predicted model, not a curated record. Bases 1 to 1698 code for a protein of 565 amino acids. Lineage: Eukaryota; Fungi; Ascomycota; Eurotiomycetes; Eurotiales; Aspergillaceae.